CCGUCAUUCCUCACACUAACACCGGCGGAAGUUUAUGACGCCAUUUUCGGCAAAAGUGGAAAGUCAUUGUGCUAGAAUUCGAAUUAACUCUGUCCUGACAAUGCCACCCACAGAUCCAACAAAGAUUUCUAAAGUUGUAGUUCACCCACUCGUACUGCUUAGUGUCGUGGAUCAUUUCAAUCGCAUGGGAAAGGUUGGAAAUGUGAAAAGAACGGUCGGAAUUCUUCUAGGAGCGAACAGACAAGGCGUGCUUGAUGUUUCAAACAGUUAUGCUGUGCCAUUUGAUGAAGAUGCACAUGACAAAUCUGUAUGGUUUUUGGACCAUGACUACCUGGAAUGCAUGUAUGGCAUGUUUAAGAAAGUCAAUGCUAGAGAGAAGAUUGUCGGCUGGUACCAUACUGGACCAAAACUGUGUCAGAAUGAUGCCACCAUCAAUGAACUGAUGAGAAGAUAUUGUCCAAACUCUGUACUUGUAGUGAUCGACGCAAAGCCAAAGGAUCUUGGAUUACCAACAGAGGCUUACAUAAUGGUGGAGGAGGUCCAUGAUGAUGGUACUCCAACAUCCAAGACAUUUGAUCAUGUACCUAGUGAGAUAGGAGCCGAGGAGGCGGAGGAGGUUGGUGUAGAGCAUUUGCUCAGGGAUAUAAAGGAUACGAUAGGUACCUUCUCGGAAUUAAAAACAGUUGAUGGACGAAGGGGUUUUCAUGAACACCCCAGGAUAUAACAUUCCCUGCAAAAGUCUCGCCCGACGUUACCCAAAACCACGUUUGUCUACCACUCGGACGUGUUCAACUUACUCCCUAAUUUUUAAUCUCCACAUUUUGUGAAAGCAAUGUACGUUAAAACAAACGAUCAAAUGUUAGUCGUAUAUCUUGCAUCUUUAAUCAGAUCAAUUAUAGCUUUACAUAACCUAAUAAACAAUAAAAUUCAAAAUCGUGAUGCAGAGAAAAACGAGGGGAAAGACAUGUCAAAGGAGAGUAAAGAGAAGAAAGAGAAAAAAGAUGAGAAAGAUCAGGGAAAGGAAUCUGGUAAAGAUGCUGAAAAGAAAGAAAAAGAAAAGACCAAGGACACAAAGAAAAAAUGAACACAGUUAUCAGAUUUAAUGAUUAUACAAUUCAGUACUGGGGCACAUAAAGUUAGUUUAGGUUAUUUAUCAAAGUUUUUUCUGAAAAA
Mercenaria mercenaria is the source of this 1173-nucleotide messenger RNA. Its product is annotated as 26S proteasome non-ATPase regulatory subunit 7-like. Gene Ontology annotation, biological process: proteasome-mediated ubiquitin-dependent protein catabolic process. Gene Ontology annotation, cellular component: proteasome regulatory particle; proteasome complex. Lineage: Eukaryota; Metazoa; Mollusca; Bivalvia; Venerida; Veneridae. Gene Ontology annotation, molecular function: protein binding; metallopeptidase activity. The record is from RefSeq and is a predicted model, not a curated record.